Messenger RNA from Geodia barretti, 738 nucleotides. NCBI's taxonomy places the organism in Eukaryota, Metazoa, Porifera, Demospongiae, Tetractinellida, Geodiidae. The record is from the annotation of a GenBank genome assembly.
AUGGACCUAUCGCAGCGGAUAUCGGUACGCCGGCUCUCGGAGCUGCCCGACUUUCGCGCUAAUCUGGCGCGGGACGUCGGCGAGGGUCUCCGGGAUGAUCCUAGAUGGUUUUCGACCAAGUACCUGUACGACGAGGAGGGAACGGCGCUGUUCGAGCGGUUCUCACGACAGCCACACUACUACCUCUUCUCGGCAGAGACGGACAUUCUCCGUCACCGCGCCAGAGACGUCAUGGAGGCCGUGAGACCGCAAGAAGUGGUCGAGUUGGGAUCCGGCGCCUCGACAAAGACGCGACUAUUGCUAGAGGCAAUGCACGAGACCGGAUGCUGUCGCUACGUCUCUCUAGAUAUCUCCGAGAGAGCCCUUCGCACGUCGGCCGAAGAACUGACGGCGGAGUACCCGUGGUUGCAGGUUGACGGGUACCUCGGCGACUUUGACACGGAUCUCCCGAAACUGUCCAGGAAAGGGCGUCGCCUCCUCGUCUUCCUCGGAAACACGGUCGGAAACUUCCGGACGCGGCCACAGCGCAUCGAGUUCCUCCGAAAAAUGUCCUCUGUUCUCGUCCCGGGAGACGCUCUGAUGCUCGGCUUCGACUUGCGCAAAGACGUCGGAGAAAUCCUCGCCGCGUACGCUGACCCAGAGGGCGUUCAGAGACAGUUCCUGAUGCGCUCAGUAGCCAUCAUGAACAACAAACUAGGCGCCCGUCUACCGGACGGAGGAGAACACUUUUCGAUAUAG